AUGCUGCAGCCUUCCCAGAUGACCACGAGUCGCAAUCGAGCGAACUGUCCAGCACGCGUGCCGCGGAAAAUUGUCUCUCUAUCAGCAAAUUACCGUCAGAGCCGUCGAGAGUACGCGGAAAUUUUACAGCAAGCAACGAGUGAUGCGAAAGCAACAAGGGAAUUCCAACGGCGGGUGAAACACGCUUCUUUUGAGCACCGCGAGCGAAAACUGGCUGUACAGGCGCUGCAAGCUCGUAUCAAACGGGAAAUCCAAUUCUUGAUUGCUACAGCUGCGGAUCUGGAGAAACGGGAAUUUCUUCUCGACGACGCGUUUGAGAGCUACGAACGCGCGUUACGUCUCGAGCUCGCGAGUUCUCAGCGCUUCUACUAA
This is a messenger RNA of Phytophthora infestans T30-4, 372 nucleotides long. RefSeq lists its product as uncharacterized. The coding region runs from base 1 to 372 and encodes 123 amino acids. NCBI's taxonomy places the organism in Eukaryota, Oomycota, Peronosporomycetes, Peronosporales, Peronosporaceae. The record is from RefSeq and is a predicted model, not a curated record. The transcript has 4 exons.